This is a messenger RNA of Linum trigynum, 1582 nucleotides long. The record is from the annotation of a GenBank genome assembly. NCBI's taxonomy places the organism in Eukaryota, Viridiplantae, Streptophyta, Magnoliopsida, Malpighiales, Linaceae.
GUUUUCUGGUCUUUGUUGUUGUAGAAUGUUUAAAUUGCUGAGAGGAAAUUACGUUUGGCUUAUUGUUCUUGCGCGCUCAAUGUCCUUGCUGAGGAAAGCAAUGACUGCGAAAAGCCCACUCCCUAACCAAAUGUCUUAUGAUAAGUUUAAUUCUUCUUGGUAGUUCCGUAUGAUGCAGAAAUAAAUAUUAAUUAUCUGGAACAUGCACAUAAGAGAGGACAGUUGCUCACCCUUAUUAAUAUUAUUGCUCUACUUGAGAUUUAAACUGUUCUUGGUCAGCUUAUUUAUGCAUCCUUUGGACAUUUAGGAGAAUUGCUGAGGUUCGUGAAAAUGAAAGGCGGAAGGCACUAGAAGAGAUCAUUUACUCUCUGAUUGUUCAAAAGUUUCUCGACAACGGCAUCACGAUGAUACCGAAAAUAACAUCCACCUCCGAUCCCGCCGGACGGGUGGACUUCUGGCCUAACCAAGAGCAGAAACUGGAGUCUGUUCACUCUGCUGAAGCCUUCGAGAUGAUACUAAGCCACCUGUCUCUCGUAUUAGGAGAUCGAUCAGUGGGACCCCUUGAUACCAUCAUCCAGAUCAGCAAAAUCAAACUAGGAAAGCUCUAUGCAGCUUCAAUAAUGUACGGAUACUUCCUGAGACGAGUUGACCAGAGGUUCCAGCUUGAGAGAACCAUGAACACCCUUCCCAAAGGCUACGACGAGAAUCGAGCUAGAUACGAGGAACUCAAAUCCUCGACAAAGGGGCUGUGGGACCCAGAUUCCCUAAUAACUAUGAUGCCAGAUGGUGGUGAUAAUGAUGAUGAUGAUGAUGAUGAUGGAAGGUCGUACAGACUGAGGUCAUAUGUGAUGUACUUGGAUGCAGAGACCCUCCAGAGAUACGCGACCAUGAGGUCUAAAGAGGCGGUUUCGUUGAUCGAGAAGCAGACUCAAGCGCUGUUUGGUAGGCCGGACAUAAGGAUCUCGGAGGAUGGUUCACUAGACGCGAGCAAUGAUGAAGUGGUCUCGGUGACCUUCUCCGGGUUGACAAUGCUGGUCUUGGAAGCAGUAGCAUUCGGGUCUUUCUUAUGGGAUGCUGAGAGCUAUGUCGAGUCCAAGUACCAGUUCCUGAAUGGCUGAAAGUUCCAUUCUUUUUCUUCAUAUCUGGACUUGUUAUGGUAGCUGUGUUGUAGGCUGUAUAAAUCAGGAAUUUUGUUUCACAUUGUAAACUGAGAGAUGUUGUAUUCUUGUUUGGGGAUGAAAGAACUGAUAACAGCUCUGUAGGUUGUACAAGCAGGGUCAAAGAAAAAAGGACAAGAUAUCAUUGCUUCCAGUUGUUUGCAUUAUUAAUUCAUCUACAUUUCAAUGUAGCCAGUGACUUGUGUUACUUAUCUAUCAUUCUAUCUAAGCUCCAUUGUAGUUCUGAUGUGGCAAUUACGUCAUGACUCAUGAUCGACAAUUUCAUUUACCAUAGGACAAUGGCCGCUAGCUUCCAUUCCAUGGCCUAUGAAAUUGUAUCGUACCGGCGGUUCUACCGGCUAAAACGGUAGGCGGUAUUUAACGGUAUUUAACGGUUGAACUACGAUUAAAUCACGGUUUUGUCA